UUGUUUAUACUGAAAUUGAAACGCAGCAAGUCAGGAGCUGAUUAUUUUAUUUUAUAUUCCCACUUCGGGAUUCAGCAUUAAAUUAACGUAAUAAAAUUCGAAUGACAAACAAACGAAGGAAGUCUAACAAGGCGAAACGCAAACCGAAUCUAUUCAAGUGCCGCGCCCGCAGUCUUGAUCAACUGAAGAGAUGGGAGUAUCUGCGCUUUCAGUCCGCCCUCAAUGCGGCUGCCAAUUUGCACAAGGAGCUACAGUCCACUGCCAGACCGAGUGACGAUCAACUGGGCAUCGAUCAGAGCCUCUUAGAGAACCGCUUUACCUGCGCCUGUCUGAUGCUCACACUAAUGCUCAUUAGCUUUAUGCAAGGCACCUACUCCGCCAUAAGAAGAAAAUUGGGACUCAAGGCAAAGCCUCAAACCGGAUAGACGAACAUGGCUAUAGACGAAUAUGGCCAUAUGUACUUUAUGGGGCCUGCCAGGCCUUCUUCGACCCGUUACAAAAUGAAAACCGAAAUUUACAUUUUUAAUGGGUGCAGCAUAAAUAUAUAA
This is a messenger RNA of Drosophila mojavensis, 548 nucleotides long. RefSeq lists its product as uncharacterized. Bases 102 to 425 code for a protein of 107 amino acids. The record is from RefSeq and is a predicted model, not a curated record. NCBI's taxonomy places the organism in Eukaryota, Metazoa, Arthropoda, Insecta, Diptera, Drosophilidae. The transcript is spliced from 2 exons.